Molecule: messenger RNA, 2235 nt
Organism: Mauremys mutica (yellowpond turtle)
Lineage: Eukaryota; Metazoa; Chordata; Testudines; Geoemydidae
Product: adhesion G protein-coupled receptor E3-like
Exons: 16
Coding region: 1-2235 (744 amino acids)
Biological process (GO): cell surface receptor signaling pathway; adenylate cyclase-activating G protein-coupled receptor signaling pathway
Cellular component (GO): membrane
Molecular function (GO): G protein-coupled receptor activity; calcium ion binding
Source: RefSeq, a predicted model, not a curated record
AUGGAUAUUGACGAGUGUCUGGGCCCGAGCCCGCCAGACUGUGGACCUAAUGCAAAGUGUAUCAAUGUGCCUGGGAGUUACAACUGCACCUGCAUCGAUGGCUACGAGCCCAGCUCUGGGAAAGCCAACUUCACACACGCGAGUGAGAACAGCUGCCAGGAUAUUGACGAGUGUCAGGGCCCGAGCCCGGCAGACUGCGGACCCCAUGCAAACUGCACCAACGUGCCUGGGAAUUACUCCUGCAGCUGCAUCGAUGGCUAUGAGCCCAGCUCUGGGAAAGUGAAGUUCACACACGCGAGUGAGAACAGCUGCCAGGACAUUGACGAGUGCCAGCGAAACGCCACAAUCUGUGAGCCCCACGGGAACUGCAUCAACAUGCCAGGGAGUUACAUGUGUAAAUGCAGUUGGGGAUUUGGGAAGAGUCAAAAGGAUACAUCUCAGAUCUGCACAGACAUCGACGAGUGCAACAAGACCCCAGAUAUCUGCGGCCCCAAGGCCACGUGUAUCAACACCACUGGGAGCUACUGGUGUGAGUGCCGGGCCGGCUACGUCCCCUCCAACAGGAACACGACCCUGUGCCAAGAGCUCCAAGCCCCCAGCAUUAACUCCAGCCCUGAAUUCGAGGGAAUCAAAGAGAUGUGCAGGAAUUUCUCUCUGCAGAACGUGACUCUCCGUUUCAACGCCCUCCUGAACAGCACCUCCCUCUGGGAGGGCGGAGACAAGUGGGAGGUGGGGUUGGCCGUGACAGUCCUGCUGCAGAGCGUGGAAUGGGCCGCGCUGGCCACUGCGCUCCGGUCUCCGGAGAGGACAACACAGAAUGUGACGACAGAGUCUCUGGCUAUCCAGACGCGGCUCGUCACAGGGAACUGCAGCCAGCACAGCGAGGUCUUCAUGCUGAGAGCUCACGAGGAGACAAUGGACGUGCACUGUGCUACAGUCACCGGGGCAGCCACACAAGGUUUGGGGGCUGCUGCUUUUAUUUCCUACUCCUCCCUGGACGCCAUCAUCAGUGCGAGACAUCUCAGCGAGGGAAAUCUGCUGGCUGGUGGGAAGCUGGAGAAGAGUCACCUCAACUCCAGGGUGGUGAGUGGGGCCGUCGGAGACGGGAGACCCAUUCACCUCUCCAGACCCGCAAACUUCACCCUGCGCCACAGACAGGCCAAAAAAGAGGAGGAAGAGGCUCUCUGCGUCUACUGGAAAGUGGUGGCUGAGAGCAGCAGCUGGUCUCCGGACGGCUGCACCGCCGUGCACACGAACAGCACUCACACCACCUGCAGCUGUGACCAUCUCUCCAGCUUCGCCGUCCUAAUGGCUGCCACCACAGUGACGGACAGUUCCCCACUGACCCUCAUCACCUACGUGGGACUGACCCUGUCCCUGCUGUGCCUCUUCCUGGCCAUCCUCACCUUCCUCCUGUGCUGCUCCAUCCGCAACGUCAGCACCUCCCUCCACCUGCAGCUCUGCCUCUGCCUCUUCCUGGCCGACCUGCUCUUCCUCACCCAGGUGACCCGCAUCCUCACUCAGGUGGCGUGUGCUGUCAUUGCUGGCCUCCUGCACUACCUCUUCCUGGCCUGCUUCAGCUGGAUGUUCCUGGAGGGGCUUCACCUCUUCCUCACCGUCAGGAACCUGAAGGUCGUGAAUUACACCAGCGCCAGCCGAUUCAAGAGGAGAUUCAUGUACCCGUUCGGCUAUGGAUUCCCAGCCCUGGUGGUGGCUAUUUCUGCAGCGGUGAAUCCUGGUGGCUACGGAACUUCCACACACUGCUGGCUCAGCCUGGACAGAGGCUUUCGUUGGAGCUUCCUGGGACCAGUCUGUGCCAUAAUCCUGAUAAAUAUAACGUUCUUUGUGCUGACCCUGUGGAUCCUGAGAAACAGACUCUCCUCCCUCAAUGCAGAUGUGUCCACUGUCAGAGACCACAGAUUACUGACCUUUAAAGCCAUCGCCCAGCUCUUCAUUCUGGGCUGCUCAUGGAGCCUUGGUCUCCUCCAAGUCGGCCCAGCAGCCACAGUCAUGGAGUAUUUAUUCACCAUCGUCAACAGCCUGCAGGGAGCCUUCAUCUUCCUGGUGCACUGUCUCCUCAAUCACCAGGUGAGAGAGGAGUACAGGAGAUGGCUCAAGGGAUUCCAAAUGUUCAGCACGAAAUCUCAGACAUACGAUCUAUCCAUGUCUGCUGUCCCCACCACCAGCACCAAGACGGUAAGAGGUCCUCUGCUCUGCUCCAAUACCAGCCUGUGA